AUGAGCCACUAUGGCACGGACCUCAAGAAUACCGUUGACGGCCACUCCCGUGUUGUGAUAGCGGAGGCCGUGGACACCGCUGAUGAACAACUCUCAGCAUCGCAGAGAACUGUGUUUAAACCUCGGAAUUUGGAAGCGCUGUUUGCCACCAAGCUGUCUGUCUGGUAUAGUUCGGAGCAGCCCUGCGUAUCUCGGUUAAGGGUAUAG
This is a messenger RNA of Podospora bellae-mahoneyi, 207 nucleotides long. RefSeq lists its product as uncharacterized. NCBI's taxonomy places the organism in Eukaryota, Fungi, Ascomycota, Sordariomycetes, Sordariales, Podosporaceae. The coding region runs from base 1 to 207 and encodes 68 amino acids. The transcript has 3 exons. The record is from RefSeq and is a predicted model, not a curated record.